AUGUCUUCACAAUACAUACCAAUUCCCACUGGACUUGGUACCGAACCCAUUUCUCCCCCUCUUUCCCCUCCCAAUAAUUGUGCAAUGGAAAGCCCAACUUAUCUCGACGGUACGAACGACUCGAAUUCAUCUCACGAGGGGUCAAAAAUUUCGGUACAAGAUUGCCCAACGACACCAACACCCAAAGUCGAUUUUGGUGAACGUAAUUCAAAGCGUCCGAACAGAUAUCGAUUCAAAUUCUGCGACAUCCCCGCCGAACUCCUGGAAAUCAUCAAGACCUCAGAGGCGCAGAAGAAUGGAAAGACCUCUUUCUCUGCCAUAAUUGCGGCGGGAAAUUCGUCCAUAAGCUCCGACUUGGCGGGUAAUACAAAGGAUAUAAACAGCAUUCCACCUACUACAUCAAUCUCGGCAGAUGUACUUACCGCAUCUCCCAACAAUGAUAACAAUGAUCGUGUGACCCUUCCUACGCCUAUUCAAACACAAUCCCAGUCAAAUAUUGGUGCUAAAGGUUCCAUAAAGAUUUCUGGUGAAAAACGCCAUAGGGUCAGGAAAAACCCUUACCCCAAAAGAUCGCCGUCAAAAUCUUCGCCCGGAAUAACAUUUUUCGUAGACAUAUUCACGCCACUCAAGGAGAAUCCCAAGGCACUGCUGUUUGAUGAUGACUCGUCGCCACCACAUGACAAUUCUUCACCUCUAAUGCUCUCUGAUGACGUAUUCUCCUCUUCCGAAUCAAUGUCGGAAGGAA
Messenger RNA from Acaulospora morrowiae, 745 nucleotides. NCBI's taxonomy places the organism in Eukaryota, Fungi, Glomeromycota, Glomeromycetes, Diversisporales, Acaulosporaceae. The record is from the annotation of a GenBank genome assembly.